This is a messenger RNA of Sorex fumeus (smoky shrew), 1230 nucleotides long. RefSeq names its product E3 ubiquitin-protein ligase TRIM38-like. Lineage: Eukaryota; Metazoa; Chordata; Mammalia; Eulipotyphla; Soricidae. The transcript has 6 exons. The coding region runs from base 1 to 1230 and encodes 409 amino acids. The record is from RefSeq and is a predicted model, not a curated record. Gene Ontology annotation, molecular function: zinc ion binding; protein binding.
AUGGCCUCAGGCACAGCUAAAACCAUGAGGGAGGAAGCCACCUGCUCCAUCUGCCUGGACCUGAUGACUGAGCCAGUGAUGAUAGACUGUGGGCACAUCUACUGCCGUUCUUGCAUAUUUGAUAAUCUUGAGAACCAGAAAAAGAAAUCACCUACUCUGGGAAACUUCCAGUGUCCUCUAUGUAGGACACAGUUUCAAAGGGAGAGCAUCCGGCCCAGUAAGCAGCUAGAAAACAUCAUUGACACCAUUAAGAAGAUGGAGCAGGAGCAUCGGUGUGAAAAACACGAAGAGAAGCUCAGCCUCUUCUGUAAAGAUGAUGGUCAGCUUAUUUGCUGGUGUUGUGAGCGGACACCAGAGCACAAAGGGCACACCACGGACUUUGCUGCAGAUGCCUGUCAAGAGUACAAGUCUGAAUUUCUGAGGAAAAAAGAGUGCAUCAAGUAUAAGUUUAAGGUUUUUCAUAUGAUCCUACACAUGGAGGAGAAAUCUUGUCUAUGGAGACUGGAGAAUGAAAAAGAUAAAGUUCUCAAGAGACUGAAGGACAGUGAAGCAAAGCUGGAGAAGCAAAGCCAGGAACUCAACAAACACAUCCAGGAACUGGAGAGGAAAUGUCAGGGCUCAGCCCAGGAGUUACUGCAGGAUGCAAGAGACACUUUGAACAGGAUUUCUGAUAUGAAGUUAAAUGCACCAGAGGACAUCUCGUUGAAUAUUCACACCAUGCAUGAUUUUGACAGCAUUUUCUGUGAAUUGAUAAAAUUGUUUGAGACUGAUUAUGUUAACAUUAUUGUAGAUCCAGAUACAGCUCACAUUGACCUACUUGUGGAGAAGAAUGGAAUCAUGGUGACUGGUGGAAAGCCCCAAGUGAAGCCUGACACUCCUGCUAGGUUUAAGGACUUACCCUGCGUCCUGGGAUGUAACACCAUCACCUCAGGAAAACAUUACCUUGGAAUGUUUUAUAUGGAUGGAUCUGAGUGGGACGUCGGGGUUUGUCUGGAAAAUGUGUCAAGAGAUAAUGACAAGACACGGGAUCCUGAGUCUGGAUUCUGGGCCAUCAGACACUGCAAAGAUGAUAACUUUGUAGCUCUUAUGUCACCGAUGACACCUCUUUAUUUUUUGCAGGCCAUUCAUUUUAUAGGGGUUUUCCUAGACUAUGAUGCUGGACUUGUCUCCUUUUAUGACUUGUCAAUGGGAGCCAUGGGCCAGUUCAUGGGACAAAAACGAAAAGAGUAG